GUCCUGACAGCCGGGGCAGGAGAGACGCGGCAGAGCCGAUCGGCAUUGAGAAAUGCCUGGGAAAGCUUGGCGCUCUGGUUCCGGCUGUGUGCUGGUAUUUUGGGAACGGUUUUCUGGGCAGGCCCCGCGGCGCUGAGCGCUGUUUGUUCCCUGGGCAGGUCUCGGUGCUGUAUUUCGCCAGGAGCGCGGAGCUGGCGGGGCUGCGCUCUGAGACCCUCUCGGUGCCACGGGAGAUCACCUCUCUGCAGCUCUGGGAGGAGAUCGUCAAGGUCCACCCCAGGCUUGCUGUCAUCCGAGAUCAAGUGGUAUUUGCCGUUCGGCAGGAGUACGUGCUUCUUGGAGAUCAGCUGCUGGUCCUGCAGCCUGGAGACGAGGUUGCCAUCAUCCCACCAAUUAGUGGAGGCUGAACCUUCCCUGGUUCUAUUAGUGCGAUAUGGAAGAAAGCGAAGAUGUGCCAAAAGAUUUUAUCAAGCUCAAGUUUGAAAAGCUGUCUGUAGAUGAAGUGUCAGAGCUGGUUGUUUCGCCAUACUGUGGGGCAGUGUCUCUGUUCAUUGGUACUACAAGAAAUAAUUUUGAAGGAAAAAAAGUGAUUCACUUAGAAUAUGAAGCAUAUACUUCAAUGGCAGAGACUGAAAUAAAGAAAAUCUGCAGAGAUGUUAGACAGAAAUGGCCUUCAGUCAAACAUAUUGCAGUGCACCAUAGACUUGGCGUGGUUCCAAUAACUGAAGCAAGUGUAAUUAUUGCAGCCUCCUCUCCACACAGAGCAGAAUCCCUUGAAGCUGUAAUGUACUGCAUCAAUACCUUAAAAGCAUCCGUCCCAAUAUGGAAAAAGGAGAUUUAUGAGGAUGAAUAUUCUUGGAAAGAAAACAAGGAAUGCUUUUGGGCAAAUUCAGAAAAAUAAUUGUACUCUUUUGAAAAUAAAGUGUUACUCUUCCUAAUGAA
This is a messenger RNA of Parus major (Great Tit), 942 nucleotides long. Its product is annotated as molybdopterin synthase catalytic subunit. The transcript has 6 exons. Lineage: Eukaryota; Metazoa; Chordata; Aves; Passeriformes; Paridae. Gene Ontology annotation, cellular component: cytosol. The coding region runs from base 434 to 901 and encodes 155 amino acids. Gene Ontology annotation, biological process: Mo-molybdopterin cofactor biosynthetic process. The record is from RefSeq and is a predicted model, not a curated record. Gene Ontology annotation, molecular function: molybdopterin synthase activity.